Molecule: messenger RNA, 2146 nt
Organism: Cryphonectria parasitica EP155
Lineage: Eukaryota; Fungi; Ascomycota; Sordariomycetes; Diaporthales; Cryphonectriaceae
Exons: 3
Coding region: 50-1138 (362 amino acids)
Biological process (GO): transsulfuration
Cellular component (GO): mitochondrion
Molecular function (GO): thiosulfate-cyanide sulfurtransferase activity
Source: RefSeq, a predicted model, not a curated record
UAAUUUUGUUCUUUCCUUCCCCUAUCGCACUGAUCUGGCAACCCUCAAAAUGGCCACCACGGCCAUCCUUCGGCCGGUCGGUGCCAGGGCUGCAGCUUCAGGCCUGUCUCGAUGUUACGCUCGACGACCACGAGCUACCACGCCGCUCUCGCCUCUCUCCUCCUCUGCCUCCUCUCGCCUCGCUAUAUUCUCCUCCUCGCGUACCUUCUCCUCCAACUACCUCGUCACCCCAGCCGAGCUGAACGAUGCCCUCAAGAAAAACCCCCCCUCCCCCAUCAGCACCGACCCCCGCGUCAUUCCUCUCUGCGCGGCGUGGUUCAUGCCAAACGAUCCUGAGGGCCGUACCGGCAUCCAGGUCUUCCGCCAGCAACGCGUCCCCAAGGCCCGCUUCUUCGACCUCGACAAGGCCAUCGACAAGCACUCCGAGUACCCCCACAUGCUCCCCGGUCCCAAGACCUUUGCCGCCGCCAUGAGCGAGCUGGGCAUCCGCCGUGAGGACACCGUUGUUGUCUACGACACAAAGGAGCUGGGCAUCUUUAGCGCCCCCAGGGUCGCCUGGACCCUCAGGGUCUUUGGCCACCCCAAGGUCCAUCUGCUCAACAACUUCCGCCUCUGGGUCGACCAGGGCCUUCCCACCGAGGCUGGCGAGCUGUACAACGUCGAGUGCCACCCCUACCCGAUCCCCGAGAUGGACGCCGACAAGGUCGCCAGCUUCGAGGACGUCAGGGAGGUCGCCCUCGACCAUAACAAGGAGGGCGCUGAGGGCGUGCAGAUCAUCGACGCCAGGAGCCACGGCCGCUGGACCGGUGCCGACCCGGAGCCCCGGCCCGGUCUGUCCUCCGGUCACAUGCCCGGCUCCAUCAACAUCCCCUUCAACGAGGUGCUCGACCCGGAGACUAGGGCCUUUCUGCCCAAAGACCAGCUGAGGAAGCUCUUUGAGGAUAAGGGUGUCGACCCCAACAAGCCCGUCAUUUCUAGCUGCGGUACGGGUGUCACUGCCGUUGUCAUCGAGACGGCACUCACCGAGGCAGGAUAUGGAAACCCGGAGACGCGCAGGGUUUACGACGGUAGCUGGACGGAGUGGGCUCAGAGGGUUCGACCAUCCGACUCACUUAUACGGAAAUCAUCCGAGCCUUGAAGAAGAAACAAAUAAAAACACUGGCCACCACCAGAGAUCGGAAUCACUGCUAGUUCUGGGCUGAGCUGCGUUUUGGGCUACGUUCAGUGGUAAGACCGGGAAGGGCUGGGAGCGAGGGGGGUUUCGAGUAAGGGUUGUUGUGUGCGGUCAUGGAAGGCGUUAGGAUACCCUCCAUUUGCUUCAUUCGUCGUCAUUUCGACUGGCCCUUAGACGCUGCCACAAGAUAAGCAGGGUGGGAAAGUUCUUCUCUUUUUUCUUCCUACAUGUGUACCAGACAGGGCCGCAUUACAGCAGCGGUCCCUUUCCGCAAAUUUUGAUUGCGCUGGUUUUAUUCCCUUCAAAAAAAGCUUCUCUGCUCGCCAUCUACCACAUACACACCAUCACUGCGCCUCUCCCUAAUUGGUACAAGUGCGCAUCUGACAAGGCGAGGCGAGGGGAGAGUGGAGAGUGAAUGAAGGACAGAGAGAGAUGAGUUAUCUUCUCUUCCAGGAGAGGAGGAGGGUGAGGUCGAGGUCGAGGGGCCAUUGCCCAGACAAUUAUAUCUACCUCUUGAGCGCCAACAGUCCACAAGAAGAAAUAUCUAGCUCUUUCUCUUGCUACUGCUCCUUCCAGACAUUGGCGUGGAUAUGUUCCGGCUGCACAGAGACGUAUUCCGAGGCCGGGCCGUCCCCAUUCUCGCUAUCAGACCUCGGGCUCGGCUGGUAGCUGCUGGACUGCCAGGCCGAGAGCUCAUCCACACGGCGCAUGCCCAUCAUCCAGCCCACCAGAGACCGCGGGACAAACCUGCCCACAAAACCGUACAGGUCCGCGCCCAGUCCGACCCUCACGACGCUGCUGGUGUUGGACCCGUCGAUGACAUCAAAGACGGUGUGAUGCAGGUCCCGCAGCGAGCUUCCUCGCAGGCCACGGACCCGACCAGCCGAGAUGGCCGAGGACGAGGUGCUCACAAAGUUGCGCCCGUAGGUGUGGCGUGCGGCCUCGGGCCAUGCGAGCGUCUCGGCAGAGCUC